Messenger RNA from Peromyscus eremicus (cactus mouse), 996 nucleotides. RefSeq names its product neuronal differentiation 4 (gene Neurod4). The record is from RefSeq and is a predicted model, not a curated record. Gene Ontology annotation, molecular function: protein dimerization activity. The transcript has a single exon. Gene Ontology annotation, biological process: regulation of DNA-templated transcription; nervous system development. Lineage: Eukaryota; Metazoa; Chordata; Mammalia; Rodentia; Cricetidae. Bases 1 to 996 code for a protein of 331 amino acids.
AUGGCAAAAAUGUACAUGAAAUCCAAGGAUAUGGUGGAGCUGGUCAACACACAAUCCUGGAUGGACAAAGGUCUAGGCUCUCAAAAUGAGAUGAAGGAGCAAGAGAGAAGAUCAGGCUCUUAUGGGAUGCUUGGAACCUUAACUGAAGAGCAUGACAGUAUUGAAGAAGAGGAAGAAGAGGAAGAAGAUGGAGAGAAACCUAAAAGAAGAGGUCCCAAGAAAAAGAAAAUGACCAAAGCUCGCCUGGAGAGGUUCAGGGCUCGAAGAGUCAAGGCCAAUGCUAGAGAACGGACCCGGAUGCAUGGCCUGAAUGAUGCCUUGGAUAACCUUAGGAGGGUCAUGCCAUGUUACUCUAAAACCCAAAAACUUUCCAAGAUAGAGACUCUUCGACUGGCAAGGAACUACAUCUGGGCCUUGUCUGAAGUCCUGGAGACUGGUCAGACACUUGAAGGGAAGGGAUUUGUGGAGAUGCUCUGUAAAGGGCUCUCUCAGCCUACAAGCAACCUGGUGGCUGGAUGCCUCCAACUAGGACCUCAGUCUGCCCUCCUGGAGAAGCAUGAGGAAAAAUCUCCAAUUUGUGACUCUACUGUCUCUGUCCACAGCUUCAACUACCAGUCUCCAGGGCUCCCCAGCCCUCCUUAUGGCCAUAUGGAAACACAUCUUCUCCAUCUCAAGCCUCAACCACUUAAGAGUUUGGGAGACUCUUCUUUUGGGAGCCAUCCACCUGAUUGCAGUACCCCCCCUUAUGAGGGUCCACUCACACCACCCCUGAGCAUCAGUGGCAACUUCUCCUUGAAGCAAGAUGGCUCCCCUGAGUUGGAAAAAUCCUACAGCUUCAUGCCACAUUAUACCUCUGCAAGUCUAAGUUCAGGGCAUGUGCAUUCAACUCCCUUUCAGGCUGGCACUCCCCGCUAUGAUGUUCCUGUAGACAUGACCUAUGAUUCCUACCCCCACCAUGGUAUUGGAACUCAGCUCAAUACAAUCUUCACUGAUUAG